GCAGAGUUGGGCUCCGGGACUACCCGGCGGCACCCCGGCCUGGGAGUCCAGGUGUGAGGCGCUGUGUCCCCGAGUUCGGGCAGCCCCCGACGGGCGGCGGGCGGGAAUGCCCAGCUCCAGUCUCAGGGGCGCCAGAAGCCAGCGGGGUUCCAACAAACGACUCCCCCCAGCUCCCGCCACCCUAAACGUGCACCCCGCCGGCCAUGGGCAGCCGCGAUCACCUGUUCAAAGUGCUGGUGGUGGGGGACGCCGCGGUGGGCAAGACGUCCCUGGUGCAGCGCUAUUCCCAGGACAGCUUCAGCAAACACUACAAGUCCACGGUGGGAGUGGAUUUUGCUCUGAAGGUUCUCCAGUGGUCUGACUCCGAGGUGGUGCGGCUCCAGCUGUGGGACAUUGCAGGCCAGGAACGCUUCACCUCUAUGACCCGGCUGUAUUACCGGGAUGCCUCUGCCUGCGUUAUUAUGUUUGAUGUCACCAAUGCCACUACCUUCAGCAACAGCCAGAGAUGGAAACAGGACCUGGACAGCAAGCUCACACUGCCCAAUGGCGAUCCCGUGCCCUGCCUGCUCCUGGCCAACAAGUGCGACCUGUCCCCUUGGGCCAUGAGCCGAGACCAAGUUGAUCGGUUCAGUAAAGAGAACGGCUUCACAGGCUGGACAGAAACGUCGGUCAAGGAGAACAAGAACAUUAAUGAGGCCAUGAGAGUUCUCAUUGAAAAAAUGAUGAACAAUUCCAGAGAAGACACCCUGUCGCUGUCCACCCAAGGGAACUACAUCAACAUAGAAACUAAGUCCUCCUCUGGCUGGACCUGCUGCUAACAGUUGUUUUUCUCCCAGCCCUGUUUUUCCAUCUCUGCUAUUUGGUGGGUCCUGCCUGAGUUGCUUCAAGCACAUUGAAACUGUCUAGUGAAGGGGACCAGCGGCACCUGGAAGGACAUCUGAGGCCACAUGCAUUUCUGCAGCCCGAGCAGCGUGGCUCUCAUCUGCUGCUGCCUCUCUGGCCCCGUCAGAACCUCCUGGAUAAGAAAAGUCACCUCACUCGUCACUCCGGGAUCUGGGAUUCUGUGGAACUCCAUCUCUGUGCCUCUUUUUUUAGGGGGGAGGGUUGGGGAGGGCACAGCCAGUGGCGCUAAGGACUUACUCCUGGCUCUGUGCUCAAGAUUCACUCCUUGUGGUCUUGAAGGACCAUAUGUUGGUGCCAGGGACCAAACCCUUGUCAGCUGAGUGCAGGGAAAGUACCUAACCCACGGUGGUCUCAUGCCUUGUAGAUUUUUUUUCCUUCUAUUUAUUCUCUCUCUCUCUCUGUCUCUCUCUUCCUCUUUCCUCUCUCCCUUUCUCCUCUCUCCUCUCUCCCCCCACCCUAUUGAUUUUAGCAUUUGUAUUUUUUUUCUGAGGAGCUGUUCCUGACUCUUCCUGGCAAUAUUCAGGGAACCAUAUGUAGUGCAGGAUUGAAGUGGGGCCAGCUGCAUGCAAGGCAAGUGUCUUACCUCCUGUGCUAUCCGUCUGGCCUCUCUGUGUUUUCUGUUGUUUUGUUUUACUUCGGGAGAACUCAGGACUUCACAGCAGCCAGACACGUGCCAUUUCCCUGAUCCUCACAUCUGUGUUUUAAGAAUCAUUAUUCUCACCGGGUUUUGAGCUUAUUUUUCCAUUUGAUAUAUGUUGAGAUCUCAAUCUAAUGAUUUCAGACAACAAAUAAAAUAAGAUAAAAGGUCA
Molecule: messenger RNA, 1712 nt
Organism: Sorex araneus (European shrew)
Lineage: Eukaryota; Metazoa; Chordata; Mammalia; Eulipotyphla; Soricidae
Gene: RAB29
Product: RAB29, member RAS oncogene family
Exons: 6
Coding region: 204-818 (204 amino acids)
Biological process (GO): vesicle-mediated transport
Cellular component (GO): trans-Golgi network; vesicle; Golgi apparatus
Molecular function (GO): GTP binding; GTPase activity
Source: RefSeq, a predicted model, not a curated record